This is a messenger RNA of Daphnia magna, 6339 nucleotides long. RefSeq lists its product as uncharacterized. The transcript has 2 exons. Gene Ontology annotation, molecular function: nucleic acid binding. NCBI's taxonomy places the organism in Eukaryota, Metazoa, Arthropoda, Branchiopoda, Diplostraca, Daphniidae. The record is from RefSeq and is a predicted model, not a curated record. Bases 1 to 6339 code for a protein of 2112 amino acids. Gene Ontology annotation, biological process: DNA integration.
AUGGCAACCAACUUUGGAAAACAAGCGGGCCCAUUAGACGAAAUCUGUCAAACAUCCGACAAUAGCGAAUUUCCACCGCUCAGCAGCGCCAAACAAUUAAAGCGGGAGCGCGCGGUCGAAAAGGGCAGACACACUAAGCUGAUCACAAAGAUAGAUCAACACAUCGCCAACUUUGGCAGUAAACGAGAGCUAGCUGUUCAUCGUGCAUCAUUGGCCGACCAAUUAGAAGAGUGCAUAGCGGCUCAUGGGCGAUAUGUUGAAGCGACAGAUUUUAACGAAGAAGAAGAUGCAAACCCGGAUGAAUGGAUAAGAAAAUGUGAAGCGAUAACAAUGGAAGUAUACGGGCGAAUCGACAAAUACAUCCGCACACCGCGGUCCUCCAUCCACUCAUCUGUCGUUAACGAAGAAGCGCUGAACAACACGUUAAGAAAUCAGCCUGACAACAAUGACUCGAUCGUUAGCUCAUCAGUUUCGAGACGAAGAAACCAGGAUCCUGAUCCCGCCGCCAUCAUGAACGAAAUUCAGCAACGCCUACGCCAAGAAAUUGAGUUGAGAAGAAACGUCGAGGAACAGCUAUCAAAAGCGACUACAACUAUGACUCAAAUGACCAUCGAUUCCGCAAAACUGUCGAGCGAAAUUGAACGCAACGCUGAGUUUCAACGAAAAAUACAGCAGCAAGCUGAGCAGAUGGCGAAAGAUAAAAAGAACACUGAAGAAGCCGAACUUCAAUAUCGAGCCCUGGUGGAAAAAGAAAAGAGACAGAUGAACGAAAGAUACGAAAAGGCCAUGGAAGCCGUCGAAAACCGAAUCAAACAACUCGAAGAGCUGUCAAGGCAGGAAAAAGAAGCAGAAUGUCCCGAAAAAGCUGAUGCCUCCGCACACGGAGCAAUCCAGAAAAAACGUGUAGACUUCAAUUACCGCAACACUGAAGUAACAGUGGAAGCACCCAACAUCCGACGCGAAACAAAUCAGGGUCCGUCAUUCUUCCGGCCAGACGCGCCUUCCUUUGAAAUACCGAACCAAGGCCCGUCAUUCUUUCGCCCAGACGCGUCUUCAUUUGGAGUACCAAACCAAGGUCCUUCAGUCUUCCGUUCUGCCGCGCCGUCUUUUGGAGCGCAAAGCCAAGGCGCAUCAUACUACUGUGCCACUGCUCCGCCUUCAGAUGGAGCCAAUCAACGCAGUUCAGAAAAAAACGAAAAUCGAAAAAGCCCGACAGUCGACUCGUCAAAAUGGUCGUUCAACCAAACGAAAUACGGGCCGGCUAACAGCAACACACCGAAUCGAAAAUCCGUAUUCCGAAUGCCGCGACUAGAUCUCGACCCGUUCGAUGGCGAUCCGAGAAAAUGGCCGACUUUCAUCGCAAAUUUUAAAGAUCUAGUCAACGAUGAUCAGGCGAUAUCAAGCACUCAAAAAAUGGCGCUCCUCCGAAGUUGUUUGAAACCAAACAUACAGCAGAGUUUGGGCGAUUGUCUAAACGAUCCAGCUUUGUAUGAAGCAGCGCUUGAAGAGCUAGAGUGUACAUAUGGCCAUCCUCAUCUCAUUUCAAGAGCGUACAUUAGAACAAUUCUUGAUCUUCCAAAAGUUCCGCAUUUCAACGACUAUCGAGCCCUCUUAGGAUUUUCUACAUCCCUGCGCGGCGCCGUUUCGUCGUUAAAAAAUGGUGGCUACGAGAAUGAGCUGAAUUCUGGCGGCCUGCUAGAGAUAAUUCUCGACAAGCUUCCCGCUGACAUUCAAAGCAAGUGGGGGAAGAAGAUAGUUAAAUCACACCCGCAACUCCUGACUCUGCAAGAUUUCGUACCGUGGCUACACACUAUUGUGAAAGCAGAAAUGGUGGUUAAACAUGCAAAAGCGUCAAAUUCUCAACCAACAGAAGGGAAAACUGGAAGACAAGACCGCAAACCGGGCCGGCAAAUUCACAGCAAAUUUAGUUCGCCCGUCUCACCAACGAUUCUAUCGAUAUCGACUGCAUCGAAUUCGAACUCAAAAACAAAAAUUCAUAGCACCGUUCAAUUCAAGAACCUAAAAGAAUGUUUGGUGUGCAACGGCAAUCAUAAACUCCAAGAUUGCAAGAAAUUCUCCGACUUCUCCCAGCAACAAAAGUGUGGUGUCGACGAGUGUCAACACAACCAUCAUAGGCUCUUGCAUGGCGCGCCCCGAAUAUUUCCGAAGCCGCUCGUUAACCCGACGAACGAAAGUCCAGCAAUAGUGUCAACCAAGCGAAACGACAAUGGAACUGGUGGGUCCACCGGAUCGACCCAUUGUUACACCUGCGCCAUCCGCGAGAGGGACAGAUCAUGGUCCGUGCUGUUGGCUGUCGUGCCCAUCACAAUCUGGAACGGCAAGAAACAUCUCAACACGUUUGGACUGUUGGACCCGGGCAGCGAAGCGUCUCUUAUCUUAGAUCAUGCGGCCGACAAAAUUGGAUUGACCGGACAGGCCCAAACGAUCCGUCUAAGAACCUUCCAUGGCCAGGAUCCAGAUAUUCCAACGCGCACCGUCAACUUCGAUAUUUCUCCAAGAGACGACCAAUCACGAUUCAAAACCAUGAAUGCGUUGACCGUCCCACAACUCAACUUUGCGAAGAAGAAAUGUCAUUGGCCCAGCGUCAAGAAAGAAUGGAAUCAUCUAGCUGACUUAGAUUUGCCAACAUUCGACUCGGCCCUCGUUACCGUUAUUAUCGGUCGAGACAUACGUGGAGCGCAUCGUAUUUUGGAAGAACGCUGCCACUCCGGAGACACCGGCCCAGAUGCCAUUUUAACGCCAUUUGGAUGGUGUGUAGCCGGUUCAGUGCCGUCACGAGUGUUCGAGGCCUCGGAGAGAAGACCCGGCAUUUAUCAGAUCCAUUUUCAGCCAUCCGACCUGGAGUUGAGAGAAGACAUCGCUAGGCUGUGGCAAACUGAAGCCUUCGGUGUUCAAAAACCAACUCAACCGAUACUCUCCACCGAAAACCGAAAGGCGAUGGACCUCCUCGAAAAAUCCAUCCGCCAUACAGGAGAACGACAAGAAGUGGCAUUAAUGUGGAAGGAAGAAAACGCAGUGCUGCCAAACAACUAUUCGUCGGCAUUGCAGCAACUGCAACAUCUUUCCAAACGUUUUAAACGGGACCCAGCUUAUGGCGAAAAAUAUAACAAGGUGAUCCAAGAAUACCUGUCGCUCGGUCACGCAAUUCCUGUAGAUCCGUCCGACACAGGUACGCCUGGGCGUGUGUUUUAUUUGCCACAUCAUGGUGUCACGUCCGUGAAUAAGCCGGACAAGGUCCGCGUCGUAUUCAACUGCUCGGCUCAACAUAAUGGAAUCAGCCUAAACGACAUGCUCCACCAAGGCCCAGAUUUGUUAACCAGCCAAGUAGCAGUCCUCCUCCGCUUCCGUCAAUUCCCGGUACCGAUUGCCGGAGAUAUUGAAAAAAUGUAUCACCAGGUGCAAGUUCCGGCAAGCGAUCAAUCCGCUCUUCGUUUCCUUUAUCAAGCGCCUGGGAUCAACGAACCGAUCAAAGCGUUUCAAAUGACGCGACAUGUUUUCGGUGCCGUCUCAUCGCCGACGACAUGCAUCUUUGCUCUGAGAAAAACGGCCGAAGAUAAUCGACAUCUUUAUCCGACAGUUGCCGAACUCGUGCUGUCGAACACGUAUGUCGACAAUCUACUUUACUCUGCCGAAAACGAAGACGACGCCAUUCGUGACGCCAAGGACUUCAAGGCCCUCUGUCUAGCUGGCGGAUUUAAUGUCGUACAAUGGAUGUCAUCAUCCCGUCGUGUUCUCUCAACAGUUGCUCCAUCCGAGCUCUCUCGCCCUCAUCUCGACUUCAAUUCUGAGUUGCUCCCGGUCGAAAGAACACUCGGCAUCUUGUUGGAUUGGGAGACCGAUCAGUUCAUGUACAAAGUCGAGUUGAAACCAGCAUCGACCAUGCGUGAAGUACUCCAAGGUUUAUCGAAGGUCCACGACCCUCUUGGUCUCAUUGCCCCCGCCAUUUUGCCAGCCCGAAUCUUAAUGCAAGAUAUAUGGCACAGCCGGUGCGGAUGGGACGACGUGCUGGAUCAAGAUCUCCAAAAUAUUUGGACAAAUUGGACCAACGAGCUAAAACUUCUCGAAGCACUCCGCAUUCCGCGCUGCAUCCGCCGCGUAACCAAACCCGAUCAUCUAGAGCUUCAUGCUUUUAGUGAUGCCAGCGAAAAUGGCUUCGGUGCUUGUGUAUAUCUCCGAUGUUCAUAUCCGAACGAAAAAAUCAGUGUCGCCUUAGUGAUCGGAAAGGCAAGAGUGGCACCGUUAAAACAGUUAUCAAUCCCGCGACUCGAACUCCAAGGAGCUGUUUUAGCCGCUAGACUCGUCAGCACAGUCCGACAAGAAAUGAACUUGAAGGACGUUCCAAAAACAUAUUGGACCGACUCACAAACCGUUCUUCAGUGGAUUCAUUCAACGUCCUGUCGCUAUCACGCUUUUGUAGCUCACCGAAUCACCGAAAUUGUCGACCAGUCAGUGGCAAAAGAGUGGCGGCAUAUCCCAGGGGAGCUGAAUCCGGCAGACGACGCUUCGCGUGGAAUACCAGCGUCAUCCUUAAAUCCGAAACACCGCUGGUUUUGUGGGCCAUCAUUUCUCCUGAUGUCCCGCGAAAGCUGGCCAGCGCCUGAACAAAUAUCAGAGCCCAGCUCCGAUGAUCCAGAAGUUGCCCCGUCACGCUGGGUGGGAUCAAUUUCAAACGAACCCAUUCACCCGUUCAUCCGCAUCGCUGAACGUGUAUCAACGUUGGAAAAAUUCAAGUCCUCAGUUGGCUGGCUCCGACGUUUCGCGCGAAAUUAUUCGUUAAAAGAAAAACCAAAAACAACGCUUCGUUUCUUAUCCGUGCCCGAGCUCCGCAGGGCAAUGACGUUCGCUUUUCGCAUCGACCAACAACAUUAUUUCGCCCGCGAGUUGGAAUUUCUCCGCAAAAGGCGUCCAUUGCCAGUCGAUUCAAAACUGGUUCACCAUACCCCCUUCCUCGACGUCAAUUCCGUCAUGAGAGUCGGUGGUCGAUUAGAUAGGAGCGCAUUCAACGAAGACAUCAAGCAUCCUAUCAUCCUCCAUCACGAGAGUCAAUUGGCUCGAUUGGUUAUCCAAGAGCGACACAUUUAUCUCGAACAUUCGCGACCUGAUCGCACGCUCCACGAUGUCCGAUCUCGAUACUACAUCCCGAAGCUGAGACGCAUCAUAAAAUCCGUCGUGGGAGAUUGUGCAAAAUGUCGGCUGUUACGCUCGAAACCAGCUCCUCCAAUUAUGGCUCCGCUCCCGUCCUAUCGCCUCCGCCCGUUCACGCGACCAUUUUCCGGAACGGGAAUAGACUACUUUGGACCAAUGCCUAUCACCAUGCUCCGACGGUCAUUGAAAAGAUGGGGCGUGAUGUUUACUUGUUUAACGACUCGAGCCGUCCACAUCGAACUCGCCGAAACACUUUCGACCGACUCGUUUCUCCUCGCUUUCUGGCGAUUCGUAAAUGUGCGUGGCUGUCCUGGCGUCGUUUAUAGCGACAACGGCACAAAUUUAGUCGCAGGCGAAAAGGAAAUCUCAGAAGGUUUGGCGCGUUUCAAUCAAGAAAGAAUCGGAUCAAAAUUGGCGAAACGCGGCAUCGAGUGGCAUUUCUCUCCUCCCAUCGCGCCGCAUUUUGGCGGUUCAUGGGAACGCCUUAUUCAGUCCGCAAAAUCCGCCCUACGCAUCAUUCUCGACGGCCGGACAUCGUCCAACGAAAUUCUGCAGUCCGCCUUAGUCGGGGCAGCAACGCUAAUGAAUGGACGUCCCCUCGAAUAUGUUCCAGUCGACCCGAAAGAUCCCAUUCCGUUGACCCCCAAUCAUUUUCUUCUCCUCGAAGCUAAUCCGAACGAACCUCUGGACGUCCUCGAUUUGUCAGAAAGACCGUCCACCAAAGGAUGGAGAGCAGCCCAAGAUCUCAUCACUCAUUUCUGGCGUAGGUGGCUCCGCGAGAUCGUACCGAAACUCAAUUCUCGAUCAAAAUGGACAGCACCGAAUCGAAAUAUUGCUGUCAACGAUAUUGUCUUAAUUGUUGAUCCAGCCACUCGCAGAGGUGAGUGGCCGCUUGGCCGCGUACUUGAAGUCUUUCCCGAUCUCAACGGCACCGUUCGCUCGGCAUCCGUCGCAGUUUGGUCCGGGAAAGGCACGGAAACAAAACUUUGGACCCGAGCGGCUCAUCAUCUGUGCGUGCUGGAGACCGAAAAAUGCGAUGUUUCGGACAUCCGAAACAGGGCCGGCUGUGUUACGGACGAAAAUCUGACACCUCAGCGCCCUAAGGGCACCGAAUUUCCUAUCCCAGGACAAGGCGGACCAGACGACGGCUCAGUGGCAAAAUCGACACCGUAG